Messenger RNA from Cyprinus carpio (common carp), 9592 nucleotides. Its product is annotated as calmodulin-binding transcription activator 1-like. Gene Ontology annotation, biological process: regulation of transcription by RNA polymerase II. NCBI's taxonomy places the organism in Eukaryota, Metazoa, Chordata, Actinopteri, Cypriniformes, Cyprinidae. The record is from RefSeq and is a predicted model, not a curated record. Gene Ontology annotation, cellular component: nucleus. Gene Ontology annotation, molecular function: protein binding; transcription coregulator activity; double-stranded DNA binding.
UCGCCCCCUCCUCUAGCCGCGUCCUCGCCGUGAACGCGCGUGGUACCCCCCCGGUCGCGAGGAGGAGGAGGAGGAGGAUGUGGCGCGCGGAGGGGAAAUGGCUGCCGAAAACAAGCCGGAAGGACUGAAGAAAAUACGUAAUCCGGAUCGAAUGUACAGAACCGCCGUCGGUUACACCGGCCAUGUUCCUCCUAAGAGUGUCAGCGAUGACACAGACAACAACAAUGAACAUGGACAUUUGAAAAUCUACCUGCCCAAGAAGCUUCUGGAAUGCCUUCCCAAAUGCUCCUCCCUGCCCAAGGAGAGACAUCGCUGGAACACCAACGAGGAGAUUGCGGCCUACUUGAUUACAUUUGAAAAACAUGAGGAGUGGCUGACGACGUCCCCCAAAACCAGGCCGCAGAAUGGGUCUAUGAUCCUCUACAACAGGAAGAAGGUGAAGUACAGAAAAGAUGGGUACUGCUGGAAGAAGAGGAAAGAUGGGAAAACCACGCGGGAGGAUCACAUGAAGCUCAAAGUGCAGGGAGUCGAGUGUCUGUACGGCUGCUAUGUCCAUUCCUCCAUCAUUCCUACGUUCCACCGCCGCUGUUACUGGCUGCUGCAGAACCCUGACAUUGUGCUGGUCCACUACCUGAACGUGCCCGCCAUAGAGGAUUGUGGGAAACCAUGCGGGCCCAUCCUCUGCUCCAUCAACACGGAUAAGAAAGAGUGGGCCAAAUGGACCAAGGAAGAACUCAUCGGGCAGCUCAAACCCAUGUUUCAUGGCAUCAAGUGGACUUGCAGCAACGGGAACAGCAGCACUGGCUUCUCAGCAGAGCAGCUCGUGCAGCAAAUUCUGGACAGCCACCAGACCAAACCACCUCCCCGGACUCACAACUGCCUCUGCACGGGAAACCUGGGUGCUGGGAGCAGCCUGCAUCACAAAUGCAACAGUGCCAAACACCGUAUCAUCUCCCCGAAAGUGGACCCACGUACCGGAGGCGCCUACAGUAGCACCCACUCCGAGGUUCAAAACAACGACGUUUCAGAGGGAAAGACAGAGCAUAGCCACGGCAGGGGCAAAAAUGGCAGGGCAGGGGGCGACAGUGCCGGGGGAACGGGCAGCCGAGAGAAAAGGAACGGCAAGGUGCACAAGCCAGCGCUGCUCCACCAGAACAGCAUGGAGGUGUCCUCAUCCAACCAGGUGGAAGUGCCGGAUACCACCCAGAGCUCACCCGUCUCCAUUAGCAGUGGGCUAAACUCUGACCCCGAUAUGGCUGACAGUCCCGUGGUGACAGGAAUGGGCCACGUAGCCUCGGUAAUGAGCAGCCUAUCUCAGUCCGCUGCUGUAUUCAUGUCAGAGGUCUCUGGAGACCCUGUCUAUAGCAUGUCCCCCACUGUAGACCCCAACACUCACCUUUUGGGUUCUGACACAGCCUCAAGCAGUCUGGUCUUAGCAGUGACAGCCGACACUCACAAAUUUGCCUUUGCUGGAGCAGUUGGAGUGGGUUUAGCAGACGCAGGAUCCACGGACGGACUUUCUAUGCUGUCUGCGGCCAGUGUGUCUGAAGAACUGGUGCUGUCUAGUAACCUGGAAUCUGGAAGUAUCAAGCUGCCUGAGACCAAUAUGAAUUUUGACCCCGAUUGCUUCCUCAACAACCCCAAGCAAGGUCAGACCUAUGGAGGAAACGGGCUGAAAACUGAGGAGAGCAACAGGAGCAGCUGCAGUAACGGAGGCCUGCGGUGUUCCCCACCACUCAGCGACAACGGUUAUGGCUUCAACGCCUCUCUGGUGAAGAACAUCAAAACGGAGGACACGUCAUUUGAACAACAGCUGGCUAAAGAGGGUGGCUAUCAGGUUGGAGAAGUGGUGAGCGGUGCUGUUGGGAUCUCUGGUUCCACAAACGGCGGUUCUGCCCAAAACUCCCUGGCUCUGACUGCCACUGGUUCACUGCUGCCGUCUGGAGGUGGACUCAGUCCCAGCACUACCCUUGAGCAGAUGGAUUUCAGUGCAAUUGAUGCCAAGCAAGACUAUCCAUCCAGUGUUAUGGAAGCAGCGGGCUAUAGCCAAUCUAUCUCCAGCUCUCACCUAGCCCACCAGAGUCACUCCCCCAGCUUCUUCCUGCAAGGUUCUCCACAGUCCCAAACCCAGACCCACCAGAACAACCCCAGUUCAACCCAGAACUCUCAUGACUCCAAUGCCUACAUGGGCCUGUCUGUCGUCAAGACAGACUCAACAGGAACAAAUGGGCAUCUCCACCACCAUCACCACACCCACCCCAGCCAGCACACUGCCUCUAACUGCAACGGCGGCUCUCCCACCGAGCAUAAUGGACAGGCCGGGUCACUCCAGCUUCUGCAGUACCAGAACCGCUUUCCAAACCCAGGUCAGGAGCAUGAAGAAGUGGGUGGUUUGGAACAGCCAAUAGGAGCAGAACAAGGAGAAGGAGGUGUUCAAGAGAAGGACUCGAAUGGUCUUAUGAAACCAGGGGAACACUUGCAGCCUAGUGAAGGAGGAGAAACUGAGGGUGUAGGUGGCGCAGACCACUACCUCCAGCAACCAACGGAAGGUGGUGGAGUCGGGCCAGGAUCUGGAGGAACGAGUGCAAGGGCAGAAGGUGGUUCGCUGUGCAAUGACACCGAAGGAAAUGGAACCACAAACAGCCCCCAUCAACAGCUCCAGCCGCUCCUGCAAGGAGCCGGUUUGGUACAGGGGCUUUUUAGCAAUGUUGGCACCCACCAGAGCUUGGGCAGUAGUGGAACCAAUGGAGGAGGUUCCAUGGAGAUCAGCCUGGACCAUUUUGAUGUUUCCUUCGGGAAUCAGUUCUCAGAUCUCAUCAAUGACUUCAUUUCAGUGGAGGGUGGAAGCGGUACGGCAGUAGUGGCUGGCAGCAAUGCUCUCUACAGCCAUCAGCUAAUGACUCAUUCGGGAACAGAGGGGCAGGUCUCCUCUGGAACUGCUGCGCAACAAGGUGCAGACGAAGUAGCUCAUGGGGCAAGGGGGUACAAUUCUGCAGACCUCUGCCUGCAGCCCUGUUGCAGCCCACAGUCUACACAGGCUGGGGCGGUGGCAGGCGAGGCAGGACAGCUGGCAUACAUGCAGGUGGCCGAGGCCGUGUCAGCAGCUGUGGUGCACGGAAACAUGGGAAUGUUACAGGCUACCGGAAGGCUGUUUGUGGUGACGGACUAUUCUCCAGAGUGGUCUUAUCCUGAGGGUGGUGUGAAGGUGCUGAUCACUGGUCCAUGGCAGGAGGCCAGCAGUGAAUAUACCUGUCUGUUUGAUCAGAUAACAGUUCCAGCCUCCCUCAUCCAGCCCGGGGUGCUACGCUGUUACUGCCCAGCUCAUGACACAGGCCUGGUGACCCUGCAGGUGGCAGCCAGCAGUCAAAUCAUCUCCAAUUCAGUGGUGUUUGAGUAUAAAGCCCGUGCCCUGCCUGCCCUGCCCUCCUCUCAACACGACUGGCUCUCACUGGACGAUAACCAGUUCAGAAUGUCCAUCCUGGAACGCCUAGAGCAGAUGGAGCGAAGGAUGGCAGAGAUGGCCGGUCAGCAGCAGCAACAGAGCAGUGGAGGACCAUCUGAGAGCGGAGGAACUGGAACAGGAGGAGGAGAAGGAGGAAGAAGCAAUUCUGAACAGGCACAGUUCUCACCAGGUCUGGGUCAGAGCCAGGGUCAAGGUCCGGCUGGCAACUCUUUUGAGAGCCGUGUGGUGGUAGUUUGUGAAAAGAUGAUGAACCGUGCUUGCUGGGCCAAAUCCAAGCACCUGAUCCACUCCAAGACGUUCCGGGGCAUGACUCUUCUUCAUCUGGCAGCUGCCCAAGGCUACACCACCCUUAUUCAAACACUUAUCAAGUGGCGCACUAAGCAUGCAGACAGUAUUGACCUGGAACUUGAGGUUGAUCCUCUAAAUGUGGAUCAUUUCUCUUGCACACCACUGAUGUGGGCUUGUGCUUUGGGUCAUAUGGAAGCAGCAGUGGUUCUGUAUAAAUGGGAUCAGCGAGCUUUGGCCAUCCCAGAUUCUUUGGGUCGCUUACCGCUGGCUAUUGCCCGCUCCCGUGGCCACACCAAGCUGGCUGAGUGUCUGGAAAGCUUUCAAAGGGAGGAGCAGCAGUCAGGAGCACUGACUACAACUCCCAGCAUGCCUUUCUCACAAUCAACUGAGGCCUCAGCUGCUGAGGGAUGGAUGAAUGUUUGGGGUACAGAGACAUCUUCAGUUGGGCUGAAAGAAAGCAACAUCACUAGCUCUGCUUCCAGCUCCAGCUCAGAGCUGAGGAGGCCCAGGUCGGAACCAUCCAGUUUCUAUAGCAGCGUUAGUCAUGGGGACGCCCCGUUGAGCAAGAAACACAAACCCAACCCUGAGACCCUUCAAACCCAGCCCAGCAAAUCCUGCUCUGCCCCUCUCGGACUAGAUGAACAGGCCCACAAAUCUAAAAUGUGCCCUUCCAGGGAGGGUACUGUGGAGAAAGAGCAGCGAGAUGGUGAGCAGUCUCAGACUAAGCUGGGCUCAACUUGUGGAGGUGGCUGCUGGGGUUCCAGACAGGCUGCAGGACGCAGAGUGCCAACUGUAGGACUUGGCAAGGAAAGGCUCGCAAACAGACUGAGAUUAAGAGAGAUUGCUAGUGCUGGAACAAUCUCCAAUCUGCGGACAACCCAAGAAGAUCUGGAGAACACAGGAGACCUGCAGAACACGAACAUGAUGACUUUGGCGGAAGAAGUCAUUGAGGCGACAUCUGAUCGCAUCAAGAGGGAAAACUUUGUUGCAUCAGACACUACACUAGAUGGCGUUGGAGUCAGCAGCACCAUGAGCUGGUUGGCCAGUUACCUUGGAGAUGCGGAGAGGUUCCUGUUUAACAAGCCCCUAACUUCCUCUCCUGGCCUGGGCCCAGUACACGGUGGAGGGCAGCCGGAACUCGACGGUCCUCUUGGGAAGCUUGGCCUCCAGUCCCCCGCUGAAUGGCCUGCUCUCCUCAAUGCCUCCCACAACAAGGAGGAGCGUGACCUGACCCAACUGGCCUUGUCUGAUCCUGAACAGAGAGAACUUUACGAGGCAGCCCGCCAGGUCCAGAACACCUUCCGCAAAUACAAGGGCCGUCCGCUUCGGGAGCAGCAGGAACUGGCAGCUGCUGUCAUUCAACGCUGUUAUAAGAGGUACAAACAGCUGACAUGGAUAGCCUUGAAGUAUGCACUUUAUAAGAAGAUGACGCUGGCCGCCAUCCUUAUCCAGAGUAAAUUCCGCAGCUACCACGAACAGAAGAAGUUCCAGCAGAGUCGCAGGGCAGCUGUGCUGAUCCAGCAAUAUUACCGCAGCUACAAAGAGCUCGGCCGGCCGAACCCACGAAGGCGAGCCACUGCAGCUGCACUGGUGCAGCACAAACUCAGAAGCAGUUUACUGACCAAGAGACAAGACCAGGCUGCCAGGAAAAUAAUGCGGUUUCUGCUGCGGUGCCGUCACAGGGCGAAAGAAUUGAGAAAGGCCAAGGAACAUGAGAGCGCCGCAAAGAGCCCCGUCGCAAUGUAACAUCUCCGAGUGGACUCUUUCUCUUCCUCUUCAUUGUGUUUUUACAAGAGACAAACAAUUUACGGAAAAAGCAAAAAUUAUUCAGGAAGCAGAACACGGAAGAUCAUCGGAAAUGCGACGGUUGAACUCUUGCAGCAUUGUGACUGAUUCUGCUCCUGCAUUGUGUUAUUUCUCUUUACGGGGAACUGAAAUAAGACUAUUGGGGAAAUAUGACAUUAUCUUCAUGGCAUUUUUGCACUCUUCAUAAUUUUUUUUUUUUAGAUUACAAAAAAGGAAAAAAAACGAAGGAAGACCAAGGAGCAAAGGCUUUUUAUUCCGACCAGCGCUUGUAAAAUAUCAAAAUAUCACAUCAGAAAACAUCAUGCUGGAAGCCGCUUCAGAUUACAUUUUAUAUUUUGAAAGGAAAAUAAUACAACAAUCAGUUUGGGAAAAAAAAGAACAAAACCUAGAAAAUGUAAACCAAAAAAAGGCCUCAUUUCAGUGACCAUAUGCAUGCAGAGUAUUUGAAAUCAGUCUCUCAUCUCCACAGAUCUUUGUUUUUGACAAAUGCUGUCCGAUCAUUCAAAGGGAAGCCUUCAUAUGAAUGUAGAUGGGGUCAGGGCAAAAAUGUUGGGUUUGAAAUAUCAGUGUCUUACCUUUGUCUUUUUGGGGAUUUAGGGGACUUCUGAGGACAACUUAGGGGAAUGAAGCGAAGCCCUCUGGGUUACUGUUUUGUGUGCACUGUUUUCAAAUUUCUUAUGGGUCCUUUUCUUAAUGUCAUUUUGCUGGCCUGACUUUGUGUGUCCCGUGUUUGUUGAAUUGAAUCUGGAUACAGUGCAUGUGUUUGAGCAAAAUGCUCCUGCAUGCUAUGUAAAUGUUUUGUGUUUUAUUUUCAUUUAUUCAUAUCGGUGAUAUUGUGGCACCAUCAAAAUGGACCGUAUAAGCCUGUUUGUUUCUCAGUAUACUGUUAUAAAGACCAUUAUUUUUAUAUAGUUCAGUUAUUUAUUUAUUAGCUUUAUUGAUUUUUUUUUUUUUUGUGUGUGAUGGUUUUAAAUAAUCUCCUUAUUUUAAAAACUGACCUUUUUUUAAUGUGAACUGCACUAUCAAUUGUGCCACAGCGCCAAACAUAUAUUUGCAAAGGUUAUCUUCCAUUUGUGUGUGUGUGUGUGUAUGUUGUGAUAUGUUUCUUCAUUGUUACUGUUGGUUGAUUUCGAAGAGCUCCAGAAAGCCGCCACAAGCUUUCCCAUGGAGUUUCACUGAACAUUGCCUUGACUUUUUGACUUUUUGAAGGGUCCCUAUACAGAAGCUUCAAAAAAAUCCAUAUUUUUGACUAUUUAGUGGUCCCUGUACAUAUGAAGAUAGGUGAAGGAACAUUGAUUGCCAGAAACAUUUUCCGAAGAGGAUUGUAUUUAAGAAUAUAUAGUAUUUUAUUCAUAAAUUGGAUUAUAACACAUUAAGAGACAAACAAAAAAAUAUAUUGUAUAGUUUUCUUUGAACGCCCAAGAUGUACGGUUGUAUUGUUUGUAAAUAUUGUAAAUAUUGGUUGCGAAGAAGGAGCCAUGUGCAUGAAACUUUAAGACAUUGAACAUAAUGUAAAGAUAAAAUGUAGUGGCAAUGGUCUGUAAUAAGAUUUGAACAAUUUCACUAGAAGUCUUUGUUGGAAAUGUUCUUUCACGGAGCAUUCCCUGAAGCAUGAAUCACGAUAAAACCGUAGAUUUAGCAGAAGAGCCAAACGAAUCCAUCAGACACAACUGGAACUUUCUUUUUCAGGGUUAGUGGGAAUAAAAUAGUAUUUUGUUUUGUGUUUUUUAACCGAUGGUGACCGGUCAUGUGAAUGCUACAGGACUAAAAUAAGCUAUUCCUUUGAGAAGUAGAGAGGUAUCACAGUAUUGGAAGAACUAGUAUUGAAUGACCAAACUUCACUCAUGCAGCCAACAGUUGCAGCUGAGGUUUCUAGAAUAAAGAGGAUGAAGUGUCUCCACAGUUUCGUCUUGUAUAACAUGACUAGAAUGUGUUCUCACAUUUUAUCGUCUUGAACUCAACAUGAACAAUGGUCUUGGAUGGAGUCAGGAGGUUAAAAGUAGGUCAUGUAAUUAAAAAUGAUGUUGACGUGAGGGUUGUGAAUGGUUAUUUCAAGCAGGCGGUUCCCAUACACAUGCUUACAUGCUAGAAAAAUGUCACACACGAACUGGAAUCAAACAUGAAAACGGUCAUGGAUAAAUAUUGUGAAUGUAGCUCAAAAAACAUACAUUUCGACUCUCAUCAGAAUCUACGACUGCCAUGUGUUCAAAGUUUUGUUUUUUAUUAUUUCUUCAUUUCUUGGGGGGCUGCUACCAACAUUCAAAACCCCAUGGUUGAGUCACACUGAAUCAUAUAGGUUUCUUUUGUGCAUUUUGUUUCUCUUUUAUGCUUAUGGAAACAAGCACGACGUCUUUCACAAAUUUCUCCGAAAGAAAUUUGAGACUAACUGACCCCCUGAAUUUCCAAAGCGAAUUCAGCUGACGAGAGGCAUCAUUUUAACUUACACCAGCACAUUUUGCCUGUUAUAAAGGAAGGACGAGGAAAGAAUGUGGUGCUUAUCUGCUGAAUUAUUACCUACGUACUUUUAUUUCUACUCCCCACAUGUAGAUCCAUUGUUUUAGAAUUGAAAUGUUUCCUCAUGAUCUCAGAGACUUGAUAUCAGUAUUAUUAUUAUAGAAAGUGCCUAAAACAUUCGACCAAUAUCAGGAGUGUGUUGUUCCUAAAGAAGUCGACAUGAAAACCAAUGGUAUGCAACGCUAAAGGCUGGUUUUACUGUCCGAUCAGGAGCCCAGGUCUGUUUCCUCUUCUCACACCCUUUUCACUCCCGAAGGCACCUGUCAUUUUGGGUUUUUUCUGUCCCCUGUUCAUUCCAAUUCUAUCUCCCAAAAGCGAUUUGUUAAAAGAUUUUGAGUGACCCAAUAACAUACUAUGCAUGCUUUCAUUAUUUCUGUCAUUUUGUGUGCUUUUCUUUCUCUUUUUCCAUGUCGGAUCUAAACUGGGCCAGGAAAGUAGGACAUGCUCGGUGAAAUUGAGACAUUAUAUAAUAGUUUUAUCCAGUUGUUAGAUUCAAGUCAGAGCACAACUCCAAGCGAAGGUGGCCACCUUUAUGUCCCUUACCAUCCAAAUAGUAUUCUUCCAACUUGAAACUUCAGGAAUCAUAAGCGAAAGUCCUCAGAAUUCACCAGGAAAAGCUGUUUAUGGAUCACCAGGUAUAUGUAUGUUAGUUUGGGUCAUUCAUCGUAGGGAAGGGAAAAAUCUGCCUCCCUUUUGUAGUUCUACUCAGGGUGCUAAAACAGGGAGAGGGUGUUUAGCAUGGAGACUAGAUUAGGUUAGGUUAAGUCUCCAGGUUCAGCUCAGAAUCAACAGGACAAACCACUGGGAAUAUGUACUUCCAUGUGUGCAUUACUACAAUGUUCGCUUUGUUACAAACCACUGCUUUCAGAGACAGACUGUCACUCGGGUAACAGGAUAGACCGUGUAUGUUUAUAGAGUUUUUAGACCAUUUUUCCAAAACUGAGCAGGUAUCAUCAUUCGUGCAGGUAUCAUCGCUCAUUUAGUAUUGCCAUAUCCCCAUGGGAUUGGGAAUGCAUAAGUAUACCUCAGCGCCAAAUAGAUCCCGUCCUCUUCCCGUCCUCUUAUGAGACAGCUCAGUAUACGUGCAUCCAGAUCAUGCUUUCCGUAUUUUUGUGUCAGAUAGGAGAAAUAUGCACUUUGUACAGCUCACCAUCCAAGUUGAAUUCCCUCUCCGAGCCCUGGUGCGUUAUAAGUGCGUCUGUAUGUGCUUUAUCUCGACGUAUGGACACGGAUGACCACAUGAGCACAUGUGAAGGUUUUAGCUGAGCGAGGGAAAACACUACUGGUGCAACUGGAAGUUUGUACGAUGUCCUAAAUCCUCUCUUUGGAACUCGGGAAAUGCAGGUUAGGCUUAAACAGAACUGAAAAACCACUCGAUUAUAAGCUUUUCACUUACAAGUACAGAGCAAUAAACACUUUGUUUUAGACAAGCUCUUUAGGUUGAAAGAAUAUGGAUAUGUCAAACAUUUAAAAAAAAAAUGAUGAUAAUAAAAACAAAAACAGAAAAAAAAAACAAAAACA